UUCGCGAAGCCAAAAAAAAGUCAACAACUCGAAUUCCUCGAAUUAUAAUUUUAAUAACAAUAUUUUUGUUUUUUGGCUUUGUGCAAACAUUCCUCGAUGGAGUUUGCCGAGUUCAUAAAGACCCCGAAGAUAAAUCGUGUCGUGCUGCAUGAAACGCCAUCCAAAAAGAAACUCGAAUGUUCGCUUUGCAUAACGGGCCAUCACUUGAUCCUGAGUACGCGAAAGGAGGACGAACAGGAAUUCUGGCUGCUGCAUCAAAGUAUCGACUUGGUCGAACGAAGUCAACCGCGUGCCGAGAAUUACUUACAAGCAACCAAAGACUGGAUUAACAAUCCGAACAAUUACAUUAGUGGCUCUGGAGGGGGCGGAAAUUCCUACAAUGGCGGCACAAUAACACUUUAUUGCAAAAAUUUGCGGAUUUUAAGGAUUGAGAUUGUCGGUUACACGGAAUUUGUUAAUGUGGCGGAUUCGCUUGAGAAAUUAUCGCGUCUCGAAACGCAAUGGCUCUAUCCGUUCUUUUACAGACCCAUGUACAAUAUUCUCGAGGACGGGUAUACGAUUUUUGGGCCUGAAGUUGAAUACGGGAAACUUUUGGCGACGCAACAAUGGCGCUUGUCACGAGUUAAUGAGAAAUUUCGCGUUUGCCCGACGUACCCGAAAGUGCUUGUUGUGCCGAAUGUCAUUAGUGACGAUGAAAUAACGGAAGCAGCGACAUUUCGUGAAGGCGGGCGAUUUCCCGUUUAUUGCUACAAACACAAUAAUGAAGCCGUAUUACUGCGUGCCGGACCAAUUCUCAUGCAAAAUGGCGUCAAACGGUGUCAGUCAGACGAAAAUAUCGUCAAUGUUGUGCUCGGGAUGACGACAAAAGGAUACAUUUUGGACACAACUAAGCCCGGCAAAAUUAACAUUCCCAUGGAAAAUUAUGCGCAAUGGAAGAAAGUUAGUCAUCCCAUUAAAAUUACCACCGAUUGCUUCAAUAAGUUGAUCGAAAAUUGCAAUGAUACGACGUGUUCGGUUGACAGAUACUUGGAACGGCUUGAGAGCUGCGGAUGGUUGAGUGUCGUGCUGAAGACGCUAGAUGGCGCUUGUAUUGUUGCUCAAUUGUUGGAUAAGGAUAAGACGCCCGUGUUGAUCGAGGGCAUGGAUGCGGCGCUGAUUAUCUCGAGUUUAGUACAAAUUAUCUUGAAUCCCGACUGUCGAACGGUGCGGGGAUUUAUAGCGCUCAUUGAUCGGGAAUUCGUGCAAGGAGGAUUUCCGUUUGCCACGAGACAUCGGGCGGGAUGUUAUUCGCCGAAUAGGACGAAGCAAACGGUACCGAGCUUUUUGCUGUUCUUGGAUUGCGUUUAUCAGUUGCAUUACCAAUUUUCAAGCAGUUUUGAGUUUAAAACUCAACUACUCAUCAUGCUGUGCGAAAACAGUUACUUCAGUCAAUACGGAACCUUUUUAGGAGACUGCGAGCGUGAUCGAGAGGCUCUUGGAGUCUAUACCAAAACAGUAUCGUACUGGACUCAUCUCUUUCGUCCCGAAUUCAUGAAGACAAUUUUAUCGCCCCUUUACGAUCCAAAUCCUCAAGUUAUAUGGCCUUCUGUAGCACCGUGCAGCCUUGUUCUUUGGUCCGAAUUCUACUUGCGAUGGACAAUUGACCAAACCUUCAUCGAAAAUAUGGAGAAAACUGUCACCGAAAAGAUGACACAGGAGAAGGAGCUUCGAACAAAAAUAAUUAAGUUAAAGAAAGAGUUAACGGACUUGCAAACGGAAUACAAUGAGAUACAGGUGAAGGCAAGCAAGACAAUGCCAGACGAGUAAAAAAACCAAAAACUAGUCAAAAUAUUUUUUUUUUGUUUUUUCUUAAAAAAAAAACUUGACACUUGAUGUGAUAACAAAAAAGACAGUAUCUCUGCUAAUUUUCCUGCCAAAAUUAUUUGCCGGUCAAUUAACAAAAAAAAAAAAAAAUAAGAAAAAAGUCCAUUAAAAAUUUCUUUAACAAAAUUUAAAAAAAAAAUCUUUAAUAAAAGCUGGAACAUAAAAAACUAAAACAAUCAUAUUUUUACCUACAAAAAAAAAUAUAAAAAUCUCUAAGCAACUAAUUGUAAUAUUCAACCAUAAAAAGGAAUAAUAAAAA
Molecule: messenger RNA, 2122 nt
Organism: Culicoides brevitarsis
Lineage: Eukaryota; Metazoa; Arthropoda; Insecta; Diptera; Ceratopogonidae
Product: myotubularin-related protein 9
Exons: 4
Coding region: 97-1806 (569 amino acids)
Biological process (GO): negative regulation of autophagy; phosphatidylinositol dephosphorylation
Cellular component (GO): membrane; cytoplasm
Molecular function (GO): phosphatidylinositol-3-phosphate phosphatase activity
Source: RefSeq, a predicted model, not a curated record